Chaetomium globosum CBS 148.51 is the source of this 633-nucleotide messenger RNA. RefSeq lists its product as uncharacterized. Gene Ontology annotation, molecular function: GTPase activity; nickel cation binding. Bases 1 to 633 code for a protein of 210 amino acids. Lineage: Eukaryota; Fungi; Ascomycota; Sordariomycetes; Sordariales; Chaetomiaceae. The transcript has 2 exons. The record is from RefSeq and is a predicted model, not a curated record.
AUGUCUGCCGCAACCCACACCCACGAUGGCGUGCACCAGCACUCGCACGAGUUCAACGCCGCUGAGCACGGCCACAGUCAUGAGAUCCUCGACGGGCCCGGCAGCUACCUCAACCGUGAGAUGCCAAUUGUUGAAGGCCGGAACUGGGCCGACCGAGCCUUCACUGUUGGCAUUGGCGGCCCCGUCGGAUCCGGCAAAACCGCCUUGAUGCUCGCCCUCUCGCGCGUUUUCCGGACCAGCCACUCGGUGGCGGCGGUGACCAACGACAUCUUCACGCGGGAGGACGCCGAGUUCCUGACGCGGCACCGGGCGCUGCCCGCGGAGCGGAUCCGCGCCAUCGAGACGGGCGGGUGCCCGCACGCGGCCGUGCGCGAGGACAUCUCGACCAACCUGGCCGCGCUCGAGGACCUGCACGCCCAGUUCGCCACCGACCUCCUGCUGAUCGAGUCCGGCGGCGACAACCUCGCCGCCAACUACUCGCGCGAGCUGGCCGAUUAUAUUAUUUACGUGAUUGAUGUCAGUGGCGGGGACAAGGUCCCCCGGAAGGGUGGGCCGGGCAUCACCCAGAGUGAUUUGUUGGUGGUGAAUAAGACGGAUCUGGCGGAGGCUGUGGGCGCGACGACUUGGGGGUGA